AUGAACGCUGAGACUUGCGUCUCGUACUGCGACUCGCCCACCGCUGCCAUGGACGCCUACUACAGCCCGGUGUCGCAGAGCCGGGAGGGUUCGUCUCCUUUUCGGGGAUUUCCCGGGGGCGACAAGUUCGGUACAACUUUCUUGUCGGCCGCAGCCAAGGGGCAGGGAUUCGGGGAUGCCAAGAACCGGGCCCGCUACGGCGGCGCCGGGCAGCAGGACCUGGCGGCACCCCUAGAGAGUGGCGCCGGGGCGCGGGGCUCCUUUAAUAAGUUCCAGCCCCAGCCGCCCACCCCGCAACCCCAGCCGCCUCCGCCACCACCGCAGCCCCAGCCGCCGCCGCAACCGCAUCUCUACUUGCAGCGGGGCGCUUGCAAGACACCCCCGGACGGCAGCCUCAAACUCCCGGAGGGCAGCAGCGGCCACAACGCGGCCUUGCAGGUCCCCUGCUACGCCAAAGAGAGCUCCCUGGGUGAGCCGGAGUUGCCACCUGACUCAGACCCGGUGGGCAUGGACAGCUACCUCAGUGUGAAGGAGGCUGGGGCCAAGGGAGCCCAGGAGCGGGCAAGUGCCGACCUCCCAAGCCCGCUGGAGAAGGCAGACUCGGAGAGCAACAAGGGAAAGAAGCGGAGGAACCGGACCACCUUCACCAGCUACCAGCUGGAGGAGCUGGAGAAGGUCUUCCAGAAGACCCACUACCCCGACGUGUACGCACGGGAGCAGCUGGCCAUGAGGACGGACCUCACUGAGGCCCGCGUGCAGGUCUGGUUCCAGAACCGCAGAGCCAAGUGGAGGAAGAGGGAGCGCUUUGGGCAGAUGCAGCAGGUGCGGACCCACUUCUCCACUGCCUACGAGCUGCCCCUCCUCACCCGAGCGGAGAACUACGCCCAGAUUCAGAACCCAUCCUGGAUCGGCAACAACGGGGCUGCUUCACCAGUGCCAGCCUGUGUGGUCCCCUGUGACCCUGUGCCAGCCUGCAUGUCCCCUCACGCCCACCCUCCUGGCUCUGGGGCCAGCAGUGUCACCGACUUCCUGAGUGUCUCUGGGGCUGGCGGUCAUGUGGGCCAGACGCACAUGGGCAGCCUGUUUGGGGCCACAGGCCUCAGCCCAGGCCUCAAUGGCUAUGAGCUGAAUGGUGAGCCGGACCGCAAGACCUCCAGCAUCGCCGCGCUGCGCAUGAAAGCCAAGGAGCACAGUGCGGCCAUCUCCUGGGCCACAUGA
Perognathus longimembris pacificus (Pacific pocket mouse) is the source of this 1218-nucleotide messenger RNA. RefSeq names its product ALX homeobox 4 (gene Alx4). The record is from RefSeq and is a predicted model, not a curated record. Gene Ontology annotation, biological process: regulation of transcription by RNA polymerase II. NCBI's taxonomy places the organism in Eukaryota, Metazoa, Chordata, Mammalia, Rodentia, Heteromyidae. The transcript has 4 exons. The coding region runs from base 1 to 1218 and encodes 405 amino acids. Gene Ontology annotation, molecular function: RNA polymerase II transcription regulatory region sequence-specific DNA binding; DNA-binding transcription activator activity, RNA polymerase II-specific.